AUGUACAAGUCUUACAUGAAGUUGCUCAGUAUUACCCUACUUUAUCAAGCUUUGCUCAUAGUUCAACUAUUCUCCCAAUCCCUUGCCAAAGGAGUUUCAAGAGCCACUGCUCCUAUCAAGCGGGCGUUGCCGAAUGCACCCAAUGGAUACACCCCUGAAGGCGAGGUCUGCCCUUCGAAUCGGCCAUCAGUCCGCAAUGCCACCUCCUUAUCGAGCGCCGAGGCGUCAUGGCUGAAAGUACGAAGAAAUAACACUAGAGACGCCCUGAAAGAGUUUCUGAGCAGAGUUGAUCUCGGUUCUUUCAAUGGAUCUGUCUAUGUUGAUAAUCAUUCGGCUAAUGCGUCUGCCCUACCCAAUAUUGGCAUUGCAGCAUCUGGCGGUGGAUAUCGAGCCUUGAUGAAUGGCGGAGGUGCACUGCAAGCUUUUGAUAACCGUACCAUUAACUCAACCCUCAAUGGCCAACUGGGAGGCAUUCUACAGUCGGCUACUUAUCUCUCAGGACUUAGUGGUGGAAGUUGGCUGGUUGGCUCGAUCUAUAUGAAUAAUUUCUCCGACGUAUCAUCGCUACGAGACAACGGUUCUGUGUGGCAGUUUCAGGAUUCUAUCUUUACUGGUCCAUCUCAGAGCACUGAAUGGAGCAUCAGCACGGCUCAGUAUUAUUCACAGUUGGUGAGUGCAGUGAGCGGGAAAUCGGACGCCGGGUAUGAGGUCUCCAUCACAGAUUACUGGGGUCGUUCUCUCUCUUAUCAACUCAUCAAUGCGACUGAAGGUGGCGUUAGCUAUACCUGGUCGUCGAUUGCUCUGAGCCAGGAUUUCCAGGCCGGAACAAUGCCUAUGCCUUUGGUCAUCGCGGAUGGUCGAGCUCCGGGACAGAUACUAAUCCCCGCGAACACUACUGUGUUUGAGUUUAACCCUUGGGAGUUUGGGAGCUGGGACGAAUCUCUGUCCGCCUUCGUUUCCCUAGAAUUUCUGGGGUCGAAUUUCUCGGGAGGGACACUGAUGACAGGGGAAAAGUGUGUUCGAGGAUUCGAUAACGCUGGGUUCAUCAUGGGCACGUCAUCAUCUCUGUUCAAUCAAGCAUUCCUGCUCAUAAACGAUACCAAAGCGCCUUCAGCCCUGACGAACUCCAUAAGUAAGAUUCUGGGAAGAAUCGGGUCCGAAAACAAUGAUAUUGCCGUCUAUGAACCUAACCCUUUCUAUCGCUAUGCAAGCCCAUCCCAAUAUACAAACUCUACCUCAUUGACCUUGGUUGAUGGAGGAGAAGACCUACAGAACAUCCCGCUAGAUCCCCUUCUGCAGCCCCAACGCCAAGUGGAUGUGAUUUUGGCUCUCGACUCGUCAGCCGACACCGUCUCGAGGUGGCCCAAUGGAACAUCCAUGGUAGCCACUUAUGAGCGAAACGUACGCUCUUCAGGAAUGAAUGGUGGCCCAGCUUUCCCCUACGUGCCUGAUCAGAACACCUUUGUCAACCUUGGGUUGAACAAUCGCCCAACAUUUUUUGGCUGCAACAGUUCUAACGUCACUGGCUCAGCCCCUGUUGUUGUCUAUAUUCCUAAUGCGCCUUAUAUAUACCCGUCGAAUGUGCCUACUUUCGACCUUCAAUACAAUAUCAGUGAACGGAACGCCAUCAUUGAGAAUGGCUACGAUGUGGCAACACUGGGGAAUGCAACACUGGACUCCAACUGGCCAUCUUGUCUUGCUUGCGCCAUAUUAAGUCGAAGCUUUGAAAGGACAAAUACAACCGUCCCAGAGAUAUGCUCAACCUGUUUCCAGAACUACUGUUGGAAUGGUACCGUAAAUGCAACUACUCCUCAAGAUUAUUAUCCGACAUUCAAACUUGUGUGCUUUUUCUCCUACGAGCCGGAAGCGAAGCGCCAAAACACCAUCAAGUUCGCAGCAGUAAGAGCCAACAUCCCUCUUUGGCUUGCUUAUCAACACACUGACGUCGAGAUAAACAUUCGCAGGGAUGCACUCACUGAGAUGAAAAACCGGCUCGAGCUGGUAGAGUCCCUUUUGUCUGCAUCGAGGCAUAAAUCAGCGGAUCAAACCCAUGUCCAUCCAUUGUCGCCCAUAGCCGAUGAUGACGAAUUAUCCUUUUGUUUGAUCGAUAGAGUGGGAUUCUCGAGUUUUAUCGGUAACUCUCCGGAUCCGCGUCUGGUUUCUCACUUCUAUCACCGCGCGGUUUACGGUCGAUUUUCAGAUCUCACUGGCUCGACCGAACUGUCCGACUUCUUCUUGAAUCGAGCUCGAACAUAUAUGCUCGGCUGGUCUGAGGAGAUGAUUAGCACAUGGCAACAUCUCACACCGGAUGAUCGAACACCCCUUCCCCCACGAGGGUCUGCGAUUCUCACAGUCAACUAUUUCUUCACUUAUAUUAACCCUACUAUGCCUCUCUAUGAUCGAGGAAAGUUUAUGGAGCUUUUUGAACGGCAGUACUCAGAUAAUCCACCAACAAGCGUGUCCUGGUAUGCCUCACUCAACGCCGUACUCGCCAUCGGCGGACUUGUCUUUGAGGACGAGACCGGUUUGCACUCAACCAUGGCUCCUUGCGGAGAAAAAAAGGGCACCCUGCAUGUACUAAGCUGUCUCCGGAAUUGUUAUUCUGUUUUCACCCAACUUGCAUACAGCUGCAGAGAGGUUAUGGGUGUCCAGGCCCUCGUUGGAAUGGCGUUGAUCCUUGACAUUCUUCUUGACGUCGAAGCAAGCUAUAUGGCCAUCGGAGCGGCGGCGCGCCUUGCUCUUGGUUUGGGGCUGCACCGGGCGCCUGCAGAUUCAUAUCAAACCACAAGGGAAACCGAGGAGCGGCGCAACGUUUUCUGGGUUCUGUACGUGCUGGACAGAUGUAUAAGUCUCCGGCUUGGACGUCCGCCUACGAUUUGCGAGGACGAUAUCGAAGUCAGCGAGCCCCGAACGUGGCGGUUACUGCAGCCGCCUCAUGUCAAGGGCGGCCUAUCCUAUUUUGCGCACUUUGUGAAGCUCGCCAGGAUCAAGAGCGAGAUCUAUUCAAAGCUCUAUUCCGUUUCUUCUCCGAAAGGUAAUCGCGGGGCAGAAAGUCUCGCAACACUGAAUAAUCUUGAUGAGAAACUUGGCAUCUGGCGGGAAAACUUGCCUGAGUUGCCACCGCUGGAGAAGGCACUGCAUUUCCCCAAUGCUGAAUUCUUUCCUUUCACUGUGUUGUUGCACGCAGAAUACUACAACUGCCAAUUAAUGCUCCAUCGGAGAAGCAGCUACGGAGAAGCUUUUCGUUCCAAUGAUCUUUCAAUCCUUCAGACCACUUCAACCGAGUCUCAGAGCAUUUCCGGCCGAACGAAAUGUCUCACGGCCGCAAGGCAUACAGCCCAGCUUCUCAACAGCUUGCGGGAGAGCGGGAAUUUGUUUCGGAACAACCUGGCCCGCUCACCGCUUGCUUUGUUACUGUCCGAGAUGCUUCAGAAAAUGACCGCAAUGGCCAAGAAUAUCCUGAGGGAAUCAAAUAAUGCCAAUCAAGGAAUUUUGCGACAUACUGCCACAACCAUUAGUACCGUGGGGUACGCCGUCGAUGCCACUGGAGGCUUACCACCCUCUACCGUCUCCUCAGACAAACAGCCGGGAUAUCCCAAUUGCUUCCCGCAGCUUUUGGCUUCUGACAUUGACCUACAUCUUGAUUCAAUACCUCCGCAAGGGCUGGAAUCAUCCGGCGCAGCAAGUGAUAUAUUUUUUUGGGAUCUCAACCAGGUCUUCAGUGAAUCGGCCUUCUUGGCAUAA
Messenger RNA from Aspergillus thermomutatus, 3744 nucleotides. It is a transcript of the gene plb2, whose product is annotated as lysophospholipase Plb2. Gene Ontology annotation, biological process: DNA-templated transcription; glycerophospholipid catabolic process. The transcript is spliced from 8 exons. The record is from RefSeq and is a predicted model, not a curated record. Gene Ontology annotation, cellular component: cytosol; intracellular membrane-bounded organelle. Bases 1 to 3744 code for a protein of 1247 amino acids. NCBI's taxonomy places the organism in Eukaryota, Fungi, Ascomycota, Eurotiomycetes, Eurotiales, Aspergillaceae. Gene Ontology annotation, molecular function: A2-type glycerophospholipase activity; zinc ion binding; DNA binding.